Molecule: messenger RNA, 1185 nt
Organism: Aspergillus niger
Lineage: Eukaryota; Fungi; Ascomycota; Eurotiomycetes; Eurotiales; Aspergillaceae
Exons: 6
Coding region: 1-1185 (394 amino acids)
Source: RefSeq, a predicted model, not a curated record
AUGGCAGGUUGCGCCCUGGCUACAGAGCGCUUAGAUGGUGACUUCUGGAUUUCAACUGGCCCGGAGAGGAUGCAGCACCAACUUGAUGAUCGAGAUGUACGUCACGUUUCUGGCGUGACGCGCAUAGUACUUAAACAAAGGGUCCCCGAGUUUGAACGGCAUCAUACUUCUCAACCGAGUAGAGGCUGGCCCAUACUCGAGGUCUUUACCAUGCCUGAGGCUCCUAAUAACCGUUCUGCCUCGGGGGCGACUCGAGGCACACCAUUCUCUCCUCCGACACCUCCCGCUGUCAGAGCCCCGCCAUUGACCGACUACGAUGACCUAGAUGCAGGCCACCUCGGUCACACUCCUACAUAUUUGACGACUUCUACAGUCUUCGAUAAUUCACCGGCUCGGAACAGCCAUGGGGAUGUCCAGGCUCACACCGCACCUAUUUCCUGGCCUAGCGAUGGACCAGCAAUGUACUUAGCGCCACCGAUGCCAGCGACAACUCCGGGUACCCUACAGACCACCACGAAUGACCACGGAAUUACCGAUAUUCAGCACUUUCCUGCCCACUUUAUACCGUCAUCAUAUAUUGGAUCUUUUGAGAACAUGCCUGAUGCGAUCGCGGGGAUGGGGUCACUAAACUCGGACUCUGGCUCGGGCUCAAUCGCAUGGAUGCAGGACGGGAUUGCCGAACCGAGGGCAGAUGCUGACAAGUCGCUAGACUGUUUGGUCUACAAUGUGGGUGGACGGGUUGCACAACUACCCAGCCUUUCAGACGGCCAGCAGAUCUGGCCAGGCAUCGCCUUUUGUGCACAUAACAGCGUAAUAUGUUAUGCGGGAUUGUAUUGCAUGUCUGUCGGUGCUGUUAUCGGACCUUCUUCCACUCUGGUGAUUUCGAUGCAUAUCUCUCAUUAUCGGCGGAAGUUGUUUCAGUGGCUUAAUUUCACUCGUUCUGAAGGCGGCGCCAGUAAUCUGGAUGAUCUCGCAAUAUCGUCAACGAAAUUCAUUGUGUUUGCAACUGAAGAAGUCUUUUUCCGUGACUGCGCCUCAGCACUAGCAGGGGCGCUUGCUCACAUGACCAGGGAACCGUUGGCUCCUACGUAUUGUGCCUUGAGAGAGGGAAGGCUCACCGUCAACAGUAGCUGGGGCAUGGGGCUUUACCUGGUUUGUAGUAGCGGGCGCAUUUGCGAAAGAUGA